AUGCGCAAGACGCGGCUGCGCUGCAUGGCCGUCGACCACGCAUGCAACGUGCUCGAGAGCGCCGCGCUGCUGGCGGUCAAGGCGGUGGUCUGCGUGAACCUGGAGUCCGGGGCAGUGGCGGCCGGGGCAGUGUGCUGGCGGCUGGUCUUUGCCCCUCUCUGGGGGCUGUGGCUGCUGACAACGGCGGCGUCGUGGCUCAAGCCCCCCAGCGAGCGCAUGCUAGGCAGGAUCGCCGACCUGGUGUGCUUGAGUGCCGUGUUUGUUGCGCUCAAGCUGGACGGGGUGGUGAUCUACUCCUGGAAGGUCGUCUUCCUGGUGCCCUGGAUGUGGUUUGGCGCUGUCUUCCUGGCGGCGCUCGCAGCCCUGGGCUUCAUGGCCGCCGCGUACUCAUGCGUCCGCGUGCGCGAGCUGGCAAUGCCACUCGGCACCCUUGCGCUGCUGGGCUGCGCCAUGGCGCAGCUGCCCGGCUGGGUGGCGCUGGCGCGGCUGCUCGAUGGAAACAUGGCCAUUGCGCCGGCGCAUGUGCUGGCACCCAUGGCAAUCGGUUGGUUUGGCAUGUGGCUGUCGGGGCUGGUCAUCAGUGCCGGCCUGCGGUGGAAGGAGCAGCUGCGCGCGCGGCUGGCGGCCGCGGGGCGCACAUGGACGGCAGACGAUGCGACCCACCGCAGCGUCAUGCGCGCUGACCUGGCGGAGACUCAGCGGCAGGUGGACCGCAUGAGCGAUGACCAGCUGGCCAAGGUCACGCGCAAGCUCAUGAAGCACAAGGAGAAGCCGGAGGCGCUGCUGCGGGUGGGGGAGACGUUGUGGCGGCGAGCAGCAGAAGGGGCAGCUGUGGCGGGCAUGGAGAGCGUGCUCAAGGACGGGGUGGCAUCAGUGACGGGGCCCUGCAAGGCACCGGCUAGUGUGCAGACGCCACAGCUGCAGCCGCCACCGCUGCAGCUGGACAGGAUGAGGGGCAGCGGCACCAACGAGGAGGUAUGUGUGGCAAGCGAUGGCGGCGCGUUCAGCGUCAGCAGCAACAACGGCGGCGGCAGCAGGGCGCCGGCCGAGCGCAUGAUUACCAUCACCGACCCCAUCAAUGAUCUCGAGUUGGGCGGUGCGGUGACUGUGGAGAUUCGCAUACGCGCUGUUCUGUACAACUUCACACCUGCUAGAUGA
Monoraphidium neglectum is the source of this 1158-nucleotide messenger RNA. RefSeq lists its product as hypothetical. Bases 1 to 1158 code for a protein of 385 amino acids. The transcript has 6 exons. The record is from RefSeq and is a predicted model, not a curated record. Lineage: Eukaryota; Viridiplantae; Chlorophyta; Chlorophyceae; Sphaeropleales; Selenastraceae.